Pieris macdunnoughi is the source of this 1632-nucleotide messenger RNA. NCBI's taxonomy places the organism in Eukaryota, Metazoa, Arthropoda, Insecta, Lepidoptera, Pieridae. The record is from the annotation of a GenBank genome assembly.
AUGUUCGCGCUAAAAUGUUUUAUGAUUCUUAUAUCGGUUAGUUAUUGUUAUGGUUUCGCGCUACCUUUCGAAGGACUGUAUGAGUUGCAAAUAAUUCAUUACAACGAUUUUCAUGCGAGAUUUGAAGAAACCUCAGUAGAAACGCCAACAUGCCGGUUCAACAAUGCCUCAUGCCUGGGCGGCUUUCCGAGGCUCUUCAAGCAAAUUAUGACUCUGAAAAAAGAAAAGCCAGAUUCCAUUCUAUUAAAUGCAGGUGACAGCUACCAAGGGACGUAUUGGUAUACGCUCCUUAAGUGGAAAGUGAUCUUGGAGUUCAUGAAUUUACUUCCAAAUGAUGCUCAUGCUAUAGGAAAUCAUGAAUUUGAUGAUGGUCCCGCAGGCUUAGCGCCAUAUCUGUCAGGGUUAAAAGCUCCAGUAGUGGCAGCCAAUAUGGAUACAAGCAAAGAACCAAUUCUACAAGGACUGUAUAAACCAUAUAUAAUUGUGGAGAGAAAAGGACGGAAGAUUGGUAUCAUAGGACUAAUUACUACGGAUACGAAGAUACUAUCGUCGGCUGGUGAAGUGGAAUUCACAGAUCCACGGAAAGUGACGUCACGAUUAUCUCGAGAGCUGAGUGAACGUGGUGUAGAUAUUAUCAUACUACUGUCACACUGUGGCCUUGAUGUUGAUAAGGAAAUUGCUCGCAAUUACGGACAACACAUAGAUAUAAUUGUGGGUGGACAUACCCACUCAUUGCUUUGGAACGGGCCGUCACCGAGCGGCGAAGAAGUUGCCGGCCCAUACCCCGUCUUCAUUGAAUCUGCUGAUCAAACACAUAAGGUGCUAAUAGUUCAAGCAUCAGCGUUCACAAAGUACAUGGGAAGUCUGUCUGUGUUUUUCGAUUACCGCGGUGAAUACGUCAAAUGGGAGGGCGGACCUAUAUUCCUGAAUAGAUCGAUGCCCGAAGAUGAGGAUAUCAAGAAAAGACUUAAGCCAUACGCCGAAAUGGUCCACAGAGCUGAGCAAGAGGUGAUCGGUGAAACUGUGAACACUCUGUAUGCUGAUGACUGUAUCUAUGGAGAAUGUGCGCUUGGAGACUUACUUGUCGAUGCUAUGAAUGAAUAUGCAAAACUGAAUUAUAAGUCUUCAAACAGUUACAUAUCAUUCAUUCAGCGGGGGAAUAUUAAAUCGACCAUACCAAAUGGCGAAAUAACAAAGGGUGAGAUCUUCGAGCUUCUUCCCUUCAAUGACCGAAUCCAGACCUUCGAACUGCAAGGAAAAUACAUCGCAAAAGCCCUAGAGAGAAGUGUCAUAGAUGGAUGGAGCAUGGAUCCUUUUAAGGGGCCUUAUAUCUUACAAGUAGCAGGUUUAAAAGUGAUAUACGAUAUGAAGCAACCUGAAGGAGGACGGGUGACGUCAGUCCUAGUUGGAGACUCGAAGAAACCUUUGGAUCCUGAACAAGUCUAUCAAGUCACUGCUCCAGCGUAUUUAGCUGAUGGAGGAGAUGGAUUUUCGAUGUUCUCAGAAGGAAGAAAGAACGUGCAAGUCAUAGGGCGUGACGAGAAAGUUCUGGAGGCAUUUAUAAGAACACAUUCGCCUUUAAAUGUGACUACAGACGGACGGAUAGUCAUUAAUCAGUUCAGUUUUACAUAG